Molecule: messenger RNA, 1194 nt
Organism: Phaeoacremonium minimum UCRPA7
Lineage: Eukaryota; Fungi; Ascomycota; Sordariomycetes; Togniniales; Togniniaceae
Product: putative wd repeat-containing protein
Exons: 3
Coding region: 1-1194 (397 amino acids)
Biological process (GO): nuclear migration; vesicle transport along microtubule; establishment of mitotic spindle orientation
Cellular component (GO): nuclear envelope; microtubule associated complex; cytoplasmic microtubule
Molecular function (GO): dynein complex binding; microtubule plus-end binding
Source: RefSeq, a predicted model, not a curated record
AUGCAGUCGUCGGAUCCUCGACGGUUUUUUGAAACCGACGCCGAACAGGCGAAGAGAGAAAAGCGUGCCGUGAAAGCAAGCAAUAAGUUUGGCAGUCCUAUUGCCCUAAAGUCGAAAAUUGUUGCUGCUGUUGUCGACCCAAGCUCACCGUCCUCUACCGUCUUCAUUGCUGAAUCUGCGGGUACGGUGCGGAGAGUCAAUGUUGAUGAUGAAGGGACAGGUACAGUGUACCGUGGUCCAACUGCACCCGUCACAUCCGUUGCGGUUGGCGGGUCUCAGGACAAGACGGUCUUCGCUGGCAGUUGGGAUAAGAACAUCUGGUCAUGGGAUAUAGACUCACGAUCACCUGGCCGAAAAUACGUUGGUCAUAGCGACUUUGUGAAAGCUAUUAUCUGCGCGAAAGUUGGGGGAAAGAAUGUCCUCAUCAGUGGUGGCUCGGACAAGAGGAUUAUUGUCUGGGACAUCGAUACUGGCAUACGAUUACAUACCCUACAAGAUUCCGGAAUCAGCAUGCUUGCUGUCCAAGGUCUUGUCAUCGAUCCGGUUCAAUCAUCUCCUGAUGAGCUGUAUUUAGUGAGCGCCAGCAGCGACCCUCACAUUCGGAGGUGGCGCAUUCGACUGGACUCUUGGGAACAGGUAGUAGAGGGCUCCCUUGUGACACCUGGUUCAGAGCAAAGGACAAUACUGGUCCAUGAGACAGGUGUCUACAAGCUAGUAUUUGAUCACGAUGGAGAGGAGGUCGAUCUUUGGACAUCCAGCGCAGAUGGAACCGCGAAAUGCCUAUCUCGUUUGAAGAACUUUUCCAGCGAGGAUAGCUUCAACCACGGCGAUCAUGUCCGCGCUAUGGCUGUAUCGGAUGAAUGGGUCAUAACGGCAGGCAGGGAUGAAGACUUGAAAUUUUGGGAACGGACUUCUGGUAAGGUUUCUUACUCGCUUGAGGGUCACUACGAUGAAGUCACGGACCUGGUUGUCUUGAAGAGCCCAAACAGACGUCAGGAUCGACUGUGUAGUGUAAGCAUUGAUGGCACAGUGAGAACUUGGCCUCUGGAGAAAGGCGGACUAGACGCUGUCAUCAAGGAGCAGGAGGAGGCCAAGAUAGAAAAGAAUAAGGAGAAUGAGACAGAUACGACGGAGGAGAACUUGCUGACUGCUGACGAGGAGGCUGAACUGGCAGCAUUGAUGGACGAUGACUAG